Molecule: messenger RNA, 1440 nt
Organism: Mesorhabditis spiculigera
Lineage: Eukaryota; Metazoa; Nematoda; Chromadorea; Rhabditida; Rhabditidae
Source: the annotation of a GenBank genome assembly
AUGAGAAAUCGAACGAAGCAUGCCAUCCACUGCCUACUCUUCAUCUCCUGGGUCGCUGUUUUUGUCGCCGUCACUCGUCCCGAAUUCCCGAAGAAUAUCACAACUGAUGAGCAGGAAAGAAGCUGGUACAAUGCAUUUUUGAUCCCUAUCGACAUCAUCCGCAUGACCUCGCACCUCUUGCUCCUCCCUCAACUGAUUUUCGGAUGUAUCGGAUUACUCGCCUACAGUGCUUUCCAACGUUCGGUGAAAUUGAAAAAUAGCCCUUGCGUCGCGCCGUUUAUCUGUUUCCGUGUCGUCACCCGCGGCACCUAUCCGAAGCUUCUAAAGGAAACAUUAAGCAAGAAUGUGCGCACUUGUCAGCAAACUGGGAUCGAGAAUUAUUGGUUCGAGGUGGUGACCGACAACCAGCUGAACCUCAAGCCGCAGUCUCGCCUUGUGCGCGAGAUCGUCGUCCCGGGCUCUUAUCAAACAUUGAAAGGAUCCCUCUACAAGGCUCGAGCUCUUCAAUAUUGCCUGGAGGACGGCGUAUCUCCUGUAACGAAGGGGCAAUGGAUCGUGCAUUUGGACGAGGAGUCGUUGCUCACACCUGACGCAGUUCGUGGAAUUCUAAACUUCUGUUCUGCGGGCACGUCGGAUUUUGGGCAGGGAAUGAUUACAUACGCGUCUGACACGAUCGUCAGCUGGUUUUGCACGUUCGCCGAUUCCCUGCGGGUCGCAGACGAUCUUGGGAAAUUACGCGCCAGCUUCAACCUACUACGCCGCCCCUAUUUCAGCUGGAAGGGCUCGUAUGUCGUGGCGCGGUAUUCGGCCGAAAAGUUGGUGGGCUUUGAUCACGGGUUCGAGGGCUCGAUUGCUGAGGACUGCUUCUUCGCCAUGGUAUCGAUGCGAUACGGCCUGAGCUACGGAUACAUUGAUGGUGUUGUGCACGAAAAGAGCCCAUUCUCCGUUGACGACCUCAUCAAGCAAAGACGGCGGUGGUUCCAAGGCAUCUGGAUGACCAUCCACUCAAAUGCCAUCCCUUACAAGCACAAGGCGUUGCUGACCGCUUGCGUCUAUGGUUGGGCGGCCCUUCCCGUGCUCAUCUUUUGCUUCAUGCUGCCCUCGAGUGGAUACUUUGGAUCACUGACUACCUACGACAUGAUCCUCAAUCAAAUAUUCAUCGCGAUCAACGUCUAUCAAUAUGCGUACGGGGCAUUCAUCUCUUUCAAGGAAAAAUACAGCUCGGACAGACGGAUGCUGUUGCUGUGCGUGAUUGGCGCUGUCUGUGUGCUUCCGUUCAACGCCCUCGUUGAAGCGACAGCUGUGCUCUACGGCCUGAUAAGCCGCAAGAUCGGGUUCCACAUCAUCCAGAAGUCCAUCUCGUCCACAAUGCUCGACCAAAAAGAACCCCGUGCCAGCAUAUUCGCAUGUUACCGUCGCUUUAAUAAUAUUCGUUUCCUU